UUCUUUGCAAGAGAAUAAUGAUUUUGAUAAAAAUUUUAAUCUAAAGAUGGCGUUCCAAACUGCCAUUAAAAAAAUCGUUCACCGGGUAAUUGCUGUUAACUCAACCGGUGGCUAAAUUAUCUAUUUUAGAUUAAUUUAUUAGGAAUUGUGAAUUUACUCGUUCUUCAUUUGUCUCAUUAGUUACUCCCUUUUGUAACACUUCAGCUAGUACAAUAUUUUAGCAUCAACCUUAUUCCAUGUCAUCAUCAAUCGAACCUUAAGGAAACCAUAAACCGAUCUCAUUUUUGAUCUUCUUCGCGAACAAAAAAUUAAACGCGAUAUGGCAUCCAGUACUUCUUUUAAGCCAGUUACUCAUGUGAUAUUUGAUCUUGAUGGUCUUCUCCUUGAUACUGAGACUUUAUAUUUCAAAGCCAUAAAUCAAGUUGUAUCAAAAUUUGGAAAGGAAUAUACACCUGAAAUCAAAGUUAAAACCAUGGGAAAAACUGGGAAGGAUGCUGCGCAAACCGUAAUAGAUGCACUUCAAUUGCCUAUUAACGCUGACGAAGCAACGAAAUUAUUGGAGCCCAUUUACUCUGAAGCUUUUCAAAAUGUUCAAUUCAUGCCUGGAGCUUUAAGAUUAUUGGAACAUUUAAAGAAACAUUCAAUUCCUAUGGCAAUAGCAACAUCUAGUUCAGCUUAUUCAUUUGGUGUUAAAAUAGCUAAACAUAAAGAUGUCUUUGAAACCGAUAAAUAUUUUCACCACAUCGUGAAAGCUGCAGUUGAUCCUGAAAUAAAAUUCGGUAAACCUCAUCCUGAGACAUUUUUAGUUUGUGCAAAACGGUUUAAUCCUCCUGCUAACCCAUCCGAUGUUUUAGUUUUUGAAGAUUCAAUCAAUGGUGUUAAAGGAGCCCUGGCAGCUGGAAUGCAAUGUGUCCAAGUCCCUGACCCUAUGAUUUUGAAGUGGAAUAACGUUGAGCCGACAAUGAUUAUAAAUUCGCUAAAUGAUUUUAAACCAGAAUUAUUUGGAUUACCUCCUUUCGAAGAUUGAUUACAAUUCCAACGUAGUUGGUUGAAAAAAAGUUUUCUUUAAUCAAUAUGGUUCGUCAUAUUGACAACAAAUUGCUUGCAACAUAUCAAGUUAAAGUUCUAUUAAAAGAUUAAAACUUGUUGAUUUAAAACAAUUUU
Molecule: messenger RNA, 1164 nt
Organism: Tetranychus urticae (two-spotted spider mite)
Lineage: Eukaryota; Metazoa; Arthropoda; Arachnida; Trombidiformes; Tetranychidae
Product: pseudouridine-5'-phosphatase
Molecular function (GO): phosphatase activity
Source: RefSeq, a predicted model, not a curated record